Messenger RNA from Trichechus manatus latirostris (Florida manatee), 738 nucleotides. RefSeq names its product paired box protein Pax-6-like. Lineage: Eukaryota; Metazoa; Chordata; Mammalia; Sirenia; Trichechidae. Gene Ontology annotation, molecular function: RNA polymerase II cis-regulatory region sequence-specific DNA binding; DNA-binding transcription factor activity, RNA polymerase II-specific. The annotation marks the transcript as partial. Gene Ontology annotation, biological process: regulation of transcription by RNA polymerase II. Gene Ontology annotation, cellular component: nucleus. The record is from RefSeq and is a predicted model, not a curated record. The transcript has 2 exons.
GCUCUCCAACUGCAGAGUGUGGUCAUGACGAAGAAAUAAGAACAGAGCAGAAACGAAGAAAAGGAAAACAACGACAUGUAUUUACUAAGGAAGAACUGAUCAUACUUAACAACAAAUUUUCAGAGGACCCUUACCCUGAUUUUACAACCAGAAGAGAACUGUCCAGCCUAGUCCAUUGUUCUCUGAGUGUAAUUGCUAACUGGUUCCAGAAUAAGAGAGUUCGACUACCACCUAAAGAGAGACAGAGAAUCUUUGCGGCUAAGAAGGGAAAAGCGUUCCCUGUCCAAGAUCACUCACCUUUAAGCCUUCAGGAUACCAACACUGAAGCUCCCAAGGAUAUCCCUGAGCAGAGCUUCUCUCAUGCACAGGGGACUCUGCUGGUUAGAGCUGGCUGCUCAUCUCUGGGCACACAUGGGGUUCCCCGUCAACAGGUUGGCUCAGGUGACUCUGGGUUUCCAAACAUUCAAAAGGAACCAGGCUAUGAUUUGGAGUAUCGAGGUAACACAGCAAGUGGACUCUUCCCUGGCUCUGUGCUUCCCAGCUACACCUCAGCAAUCGGCCUUUAUUCUCCUGUAUCUUCUGUGGAGCACUUUGACAGGGACAGGACUGAGAGAGGGCAAAGCCAGUAUGCAAGCCCCUACCUUCAGCACCAUGUUUAUAGUGUGCAUGGAGUGAAGCAGCAGCAGGAGGAGCAGAAGAAUAGUCCUCACUCACCAUUGCAAGGACAGCAGCAGAAUG